CAGUUUCGUGUUCUUCAUCCUCGUUCCUUCUGCCGAUUGGUUUCCUCGCCAUGUCUCCCAUCUCGGGGCUGACGCUCACUGACUUCGAUCGAGAUCGACAGGAUGUGGGGUGCUGCAGUUGCCUAGGGUUUCUUAGGAAGCCCGAUACCGAGUUGGAUUCGUUUCUCGGGGAGGGAUACUAUUGUGAUGUGGAGAAUGGAGGGCAUCUCUGCGGGGACCAAAGGAGGAUCCCCGGAAUGCCCAGGGACGAUCGGGUAAUUUGCAGAGAGGUUCCGGUGAAGUUGACGGCCCAAUUGACGAUGGGUGAGGAUGAAGAUGGGAAAAAAAUGCUUAAUGAGUAUGUUAGAGAAUGUAAUAUAGGCCGUGGAAGCUAUGGCAAAGUGGUUUUGUAUAAAAAAAUAACUGAUGGGAAGAAGUAUGCGAUCAAGGCAUUUUAUAAGUCUCGCUUGUCCAAAAUCCGUGUGACAUCUUUCGAAACAGCCUGGACGGAUGUUCUUAGGGAGGUGUCCAUCAUGAAGACUUUGGAACAUCCAAAUAUUAUAAAUCUAAUUGAGGUGAUUGAUGACCCAGAUUCAGAUCGUUUUUUUAUGGUGCUAGAAUACGUGGAGGGAAAAUGGAUUUGUGAUUCCUCUGGACAAUUUGGUGGGAUAGGAGAAGAAACCUCUAGGAAAAGAUUGCGGGAUAUAAUAUCUGGGCUCAUUUAUCUGCAUGCUCAUCGUGUUGUUCAUGGGGACAUCAAACCUGAAAAUCUUCUGGUAACAAAAAGUGGAACUGUGAAAAUUGGUGAUUUCAGUAUCAGUCACGCAUUUGAGGAUGAUAAUGAUUUACUCUGGAGAUCUCCCGGGACACCUGUUUUCACCGCACCUGAAUGUUGUAUUGGUUUAAACUACCAUGGCAAAACAGCUGAUGUGUGGGCUGUAGGUGUUACGUUGUUCUGCAUGAUUUUUGGUCAUUGCCCAUUUAUUGGAGAGAGCUUACAGGAGACUUAUGACAAGAUAGUCAAUAGUCCUUUACAUAUUUCCGAAGAUUUAGAUCCUGAACUAGAGGAGUUACUUCAUGGACUUCUUUGUAAGGAUCCAAAUCAAAGAAUGACACUGGAAUCCGCAGCUCUACACCCUUGGUUAACCAGAGAAACUGAUCCUAUUUCUCAGUCAUCAUACAAAUGCAGGUGUGGUAGUUUGAUGUGGAACAAUGCUGGCGGCAACGAAGGCUCGCCCAGAUGAUAUUUUGAAGUUCUUACAGCUAAAAUAAUUGUAUAAAUUUGAAGAUAGAUGCGGCAGCACAGGAGUUGUUCUUCGUCUCACCUAAUUUUGACGCCACGAACCGAUUCAAGGUACCGUCAAUUCUUAUUUUCCUUACCUUGAUGAGACUGUAAGCAGUGCAACCAGUGCUUGUGUGGAGGUUGGCUUUUGUGCUCCUGUGUUUAAUCUUUGCAUAAUUUAUAGGGCUCAUUUAUUGGCAUCCAACUUAAGUUU
Phalaenopsis equestris is the source of this 1475-nucleotide messenger RNA. Its product is annotated as serine/threonine-protein kinase GRIK1-like. The record is from RefSeq and is a predicted model, not a curated record. Gene Ontology annotation, molecular function: ATP binding; protein serine/threonine kinase activity. Bases 51 to 1223 code for a protein of 390 amino acids. NCBI's taxonomy places the organism in Eukaryota, Viridiplantae, Streptophyta, Magnoliopsida, Asparagales, Orchidaceae. Gene Ontology annotation, cellular component: cytoplasm. Gene Ontology annotation, biological process: intracellular signal transduction; protein phosphorylation. The transcript has 11 exons.